Messenger RNA from Camellia sinensis, 933 nucleotides. The record is from RefSeq and is a predicted model, not a curated record. NCBI's taxonomy places the organism in Eukaryota, Viridiplantae, Streptophyta, Magnoliopsida, Ericales, Theaceae.
AUGGGUCAAUGUGAACCUCAUAAGUUGAAUUUCGGUUGUACGAAUGGGAUGGAAGACAAUACGUACGAGCGAAUUUUAAAUACCUCAAAAGGGUCAAUAACAAUCGAGUUAUACAAAGAAGGCUCUCCUGAGGUGGUUGAUGCAUUUAUUGACUUAUGUCAGAGGGGGCACUUCAAGGGGAUGCCUUUUCACCAUGUAAUAAAGAACUUUGUGAUUCAAGGAGGUAAUUCUGAUAUACCUGGAGCUACAGAUGAUUGGACUUUGAAAGUAAAGCAUAACAACCAACUUGAAACAAGCAUGAAGCAUGAGGCGUUUAUGCUUGGUACUACAAAGGCUAAACAUGACAAAGAGGGAUUCGAGCUUUUUAUUACAGCUGCACCAAUCCCUGAUCUAAAUGAGAAGCUGAUUGUGUUUGGGCGGGUCAUUAAGAGAGAGGAUGUUGUUCAGGAAAUUGAAGAGGUGGAUACGGAUGAACAUUAUCGACCUAAAUCUCCAAUAGGAAUCAUCAAUGUGACUCUGAAAGAGAAGGUUUGAAGGAGGUUUUAUCAGUUUAAAGCUUCUUUCAAUGGCAUGGUUUCCCCAUCUUAGAUGCCAACGUGCUGAUAAUCACCAAGCAAGCAAGAGGUUUAUGGAAAGUAUAAAUUUUUAGUCCAGGGUCGUAAGAUGGGUCAAUGUGAACCUCAUAAGUUGAAUUUCGGUUGUACGAAUGGGAUGGAAGACAAUACGUACGAGCGAGUGCCGCAAGGUCAAUCCUAUUAUUUUCCGUGUAUGGAUGGGACACAAGAGAGCGCAUUGCAAAUGGUGGACAAAAUUGGAAGCUCAUCUUUCAGUGAAUCAGGAAUGGCGAAUAGGUUUUGAACAGAUUCAGAACAGAUUAUAUUUGGUUUUGAACAGGUUUUGAACAGGUUCUGAAGAGGUUAAUUUCAGAUUUUG